Molecule: messenger RNA, 270 nt
Organism: Symbiodinium pilosum
Lineage: Eukaryota; Dinophyceae; Suessiales; Symbiodiniaceae
Source: the annotation of a GenBank genome assembly
AUGGCGACCCCGGAGUACGACUACCUCUUCAAGCUGCUUCUGAUCGGAGACUCAGGCGUCGGAAAGUCCUGCCUGCUGCUGCGCUUCGCUGAUGACACGUACACUGAGAGCUACAUCAGCACCAUCGGCGUGGACUUCAAGAUCCGCACGCUGGAGCAGGAUGGCAAGACGAUUAAGCUGCAGAUCUGGGACACUGCCGGACAGGAGCGAUUCCGAACCAUCACGAGCAGCUACUACAGAGGUGCCCAUGGCAUCAUCGUGGUCUACGAU